UACGCUCGCUGUUCUUUUCUCUAUACGCAACACAGUACACCUAACUAUUGUUUUCGUUUUUGCGGUAUAAUAUUUAGUGAAACUGCUGGUAUUUUCUGCAUAAGGAAGGAAUCAUGAAGUAUAUCGUGGCUAUAUUGUGUGUUCUGUUGAACAUUUCUUCCAAUUCAGCGUUGUCUGAGAAACCAAAUGUGUUAUUCAUCGUGAUUGAUGACUUACGGGCCUCCCUUGAGAGCUAUGGAGGUCCAAUCAUAUCGCCAUACAUCACUGAACUUGCUUCGCGAUCGGCUCUCUUCAGCAACGCCAAAGUGCAACAAUCUGUAUGUGCUCCCAGUCGCGUAUCCUUCUUGACGGGGCGACGCCCAGACACCACUCGGCUCUACGAUUUCGGGUCGUACUGGAGGACGCAUGCAGGGAAUUACACGACAUUACCGCAACACUUCAAAGAUAAUGGGUACUUCACCGCAUCAGUCGGAAAGGUUUUUCAUCCAGGUAUUCCUAGUGGUGGUAAUGAUGAUUAUCCCUAUAGCUGGUCGAUUCAACCUUACCAUCCACCGACAGAACACUACCAAGGAGCUAAGGUGUGUCCCAAUUUGGAUGGCACGCUUCACGACAAUGUCAUGUGUCCAGUCAAUGUGAGUGCCAUGCCACUUCAGUCGCUCCCAGACAUGCAGUCUCUGGAGUAUUCAUCAUCAAUCCUGAAGAACCUAUCCGUAGCUUCACAUCCGACGAACGCGCACGGUAGGCCGGAUAAAGCCAGGCGGUCCCCUCGGGAACCGGAUAUGCAACCGCCGUUUUUCUUGGCGGUAGGAUUUCACAAGCCGCACAUUCCGUGGAAGUAUCCGGAGGAAUUCAAAUCGCUGUACCCGAUCGAGUCGAUUUCCAUCGCAUCUAAUCCUUCCCGGUCCCCAACCCAGCCGGCUGUUGCCUACGAAGACUAUAACACGUUGAGACAGAGGGAUGAUAUCAACGCUUUGAAUAUGAGCUUCCCCAAUGGGACGAUUCCUCUUCAAUUCCACGCUCCGAUGAGACAGAGUUACUACGCUGCUGCAACCUACACAGAUUUCCUGGUUGGAAAACUCCUUCAGACACUCAACGAAACUGGCUUCUCAAACAACACCAUCGUCGUUCUCUUCGGGGAUCAUGGAUGGCAAUUAGGUGAGCAUGCAGAAUGGUGCAAGUACUCAAACUAUGAACUAGCAACGAGGGUUCCUUUGAUCGUUCACGUUCCUGGUCUUACAGACAAACCAAAGUCCUCAUCGCCAAACUCGCAUCAAAGUGCUCUAAAGAUCAGAAAAAAUGUGGGAACCAACGCUGACAGAGGCAUGGUUGUUGCUGAGUUUGUGGAGCUUGUUGAUCUGUUUCCCACGCUGUCUGAUCUCGCUGGCAUAGAGGUUCCACCUACAUGCCCACCGGACCCUUUCAACGUGACCUUAUGUUCUGAAGGGUACAGUUUCGCCCCUCUCCUGGAGGCAGACUCAAAUGCAAUUCUUUCGGGAAAUGCCACAAAGAAGCUAACUUCCAAGCGGUACAGCCGAUGGAAGAAUGCCACGUACAGUCAGUACCCACGUCCUGGGGUGACCCCGAACAGAGAAACAGAUCUACCAAGUCUCAAGGUCAUAACGGUCAUGGGGUAUUCCAUGCGUACCAAAGAUCACCAUUACACCGAGUGGAUAGGUUUCAAUCAUACAACCUUCAAAGGUAAUUGGACCGAUGUCAAGGCAAGGGAACUGUACAUUAAUAACAAAGACUAUGAUCAAAACCACAAUGUGGCUGAUGAUCCACAGUUCAAGGAUAUCGUCCAGGAGCUCAGUGUUCAAUUGAAGAUGGGAUGGCGCCAAAGCUUACCAGUCCCUGCAUAAAGUUGAGUAGGUUGUGCCUCAUUCUUCAAAUAAUAACAACAUUUGUGAACAAUAAAGCAAUUAGCAAACAAGAAAGAUAUAUACAUUGGGAUGACCCUUUUCCAGGAACAAACUGAUAUGCUGGCAAUUAACUCAUGAUUGGAAUACGUAGUUGAGGUGAAAUCGAGUCAGGUUUACAAUCAAAGUACAUCAAGGCCCCGUUGCGUAAAAGUUAAUAUUACAGUAACAGUGCCAUCCAAUGUUAACUUCCCUGAAAUCCUUGAUUCUGAUUGGCUGAUUAGCACUGUUACUAUAUGGCAGUUACCAUUGGAAGGCAAAGUUACUGUAAUAGGGCCCCAGGCAGCUAGCUCGGAUGGCAUACCAAGGAGCAAAUGGUAUUUAUGGUGAUUUUGUACCUGAUUGCUACUAUAAAGAAAACACCAAUGUUUGUUAGCAAGCAACCUGAGAACCAAAGGCUUAAUUGUCCUCUCCGACGGACCUGGUAAUAAGGAUAAAUGCCUUACAAAAGGGCACUAGUGUACCUGGGUCAUGGGCAUCAGCGCAGAGGAUUAGCUUUUUUUUAUCUAUUGUUGCGUCCCCACCACCCCCCCC
Lytechinus variegatus (green sea urchin) is the source of this 2450-nucleotide messenger RNA. RefSeq names its product iduronate 2-sulfatase-like. The transcript is spliced from 7 exons. NCBI's taxonomy places the organism in Eukaryota, Metazoa, Echinodermata, Echinoidea, Temnopleuroida, Toxopneustidae. The record is from RefSeq and is a predicted model, not a curated record. Gene Ontology annotation, molecular function: iduronate-2-sulfatase activity. The coding region runs from base 114 to 1859 and encodes 581 amino acids.